Molecule: messenger RNA, 579 nt
Organism: Cucurbita pepo subsp. pepo (vegetable marrow)
Lineage: Eukaryota; Viridiplantae; Streptophyta; Magnoliopsida; Cucurbitales; Cucurbitaceae
Product: ethylene-responsive transcription factor ERF084
Biological process (GO): regulation of DNA-templated transcription
Molecular function (GO): DNA-binding transcription factor activity; DNA binding
Source: RefSeq, a predicted model, not a curated record
AUGAUUUCCGAUCAGCCAAUUGACUCUCUCUACAGAGCCUUCUUCCAAACCCAAUUCUCCCAAUCCCCACCGCCGGACUCCCAGCUCGACGGAAUCGCCGCCGUCGUCGGCCGGAAAGUCCUCUUCGGCGACAUUCCUCCCUCAACCAGCAGGUCAAAGACGCCGGCCGUUACGGGGCAGAAGAGUUAUAGAGGAGUACGAAAGCGGCCGUGGGGACGGUGGUCGGCAGAGAUACGAGACCGAAUCGGACGGUGCAGACACUGGCUGGGAACGUUCGAUACGGCGGAAGAGGCGGCGCGUGCAUACGACGCGGCGGCGAGGCGGUUGAGAGGAUCAAAGGCGCGAACUAACUUCGAAAUGCCGUUGGUAGUACCGCUUGAGUCCACAUCAUCAUCAUCCACGUCAUCAGUGGAAGGGAAAAGGAAUGGUAAUAAUGGUAAUAAGUUGAAGGCGGUGAAGAAACCAAGUGGGCGGAAAUGUGCGGUGGUUACGACGGCGGCGCAUUUGUUCAGCCGUGGAAUGGAGCUUGAUUUGAAACUGGGGGUUGACUUUGUUAAUGGUGGUCAAAGUGCAUCAUAA